CAAAUGGAAGAAUCCCUCAACCUUUACCCGGGGUUUUGGAAUCGUUUUUGAUUUCUUUGAUGCCUUCUUAUCCUUCUCGAGUAUGGGCGGCAAUAACAAGUACCUCGGCUUGGCUUUCACCCAAUGUGGACGGAAGUCUAGAUGAAGGUCUCCUCUCUGGUGCGGAGACGCUUCUCUUCGGCGGUCUACGUUCCAACGUCGUACCCGGAAGUGUGAUCAAACCGAGAGCUUUGUUAACUCGAUGGGAUACUUGUCUUCCUUCUCAAUCUUCCAAUACCACCAUUACGCAAAGGAAGGUUCAUUCUCAGCUUUUCUCACUCGAUACAUCCGUUACGUCUUCCCGUUCGACAAGUGAAAACACACGUGAUUGGGUACCAUCACGUAUUUACAAUCCUCCUACUUUCGUACCGACAGAAUCGAUGGGUAAUGUAGGAGGUUUAAGUAUGACACGAAGACAUCGUUCUUCACGUAGCGGAUUAUCAACCGUCACCCAUGCCUCUGAUCUUAUAUCACCUUCAACACCUGAAUUGGUACCUUCUGGAUCUAACACCCCCGAUACUUCUGAUACUCAACAUGAUCUAUACACACCAAAUACAGGUCUGACCACCCCAGACGUCGAAUCCAUUGAUCUAAUUCAUUCACAUGAGAAUGAGACCUCAAAGACCAAAAUGGAGAUAGGGAUCGACAUGGUAAGAGAAGUCAAAGUGGUAGGGGAGGAUCAUGUAGGUUCUAACGGCUCUAAUGGGUCAAGUGGAUCAGUUGGAUCUCAAACUUCAGAGUGUGGAUGGGACGAAGGGAAAAAAGUAGAAAAGAAAGGUUUGAGGAAUUGGUUAGGACGUAAACUUCGAAGUGCCUCCCCAAGAAGAUGGGUUAUUUGAGCGAUUUUGAUUGUGUGUUGGUGGUAAUAGCAAAUUUCUCUGGAUGAGGAUAAGACACCUGGAGUGUCGCUUACGGUUUGGGGGCUAUUGAAGGGGGGAAGGGGAAAAAGAGGUUGUGAGAGUCCAAGAGGCAAGAGGAUUGCUUGAAGCGUUAAAUGGACAUUUUUCGUUGAUCGACCAAUAAUUCAUGAGAUGAUGAUGAGUGAUAAGAAUCGAAAGGUUAAAGAUGAGAAAUGAGUCGAUCUAAAGUGAACAAUUAUCGAGUGAAAAGAUGAACAAUUGCUAUACAAAUUCUCAAUUUAUACAUAAUGGUACAUGUUUGUCAAUAUGUAUGUUACUUCGUACAUAUC
Tremella mesenterica DSM 1558 is the source of this 1228-nucleotide messenger RNA. RefSeq lists its product as uncharacterized. The transcript has a single exon. The record is from RefSeq and is a predicted model, not a curated record. The coding region runs from base 60 to 878 and encodes 272 amino acids. Lineage: Eukaryota; Fungi; Basidiomycota; Tremellomycetes; Tremellales; Tremellaceae.